This is a messenger RNA of Desarmillaria tabescens, 1498 nucleotides long. RefSeq lists its product as uncharacterized. The transcript is spliced from 5 exons. The record is from RefSeq and is a predicted model, not a curated record. Gene Ontology annotation, molecular function: 2',3'-cyclic-nucleotide 3'-phosphodiesterase activity. Gene Ontology annotation, biological process: cyclic nucleotide metabolic process. The coding region runs from base 1 to 1224 and encodes 407 amino acids. Lineage: Eukaryota; Fungi; Basidiomycota; Agaricomycetes; Agaricales; Physalacriaceae.
AUGCAUAGUCGGUCAUCAGAGAGCCGUAAUGGCUACCAACGGGUGUCACAUUCACCAGACUGGCAGCGAAAAGAACAAUGUCGUCGAGUCGGAAGAAAGGAGAGCAUAGCUUUCUUAUUCACGGUCAACACCCCCAUCCACCCCGGUCAUAAAGCUGGCGUGAAGAAGGGAUACGCACUAUGGCUGGUCCCAUCGAGUACCGAAUUCACUGCCUUCUCUGAAUUCAUGAAAUUCCGCCCCCAGUCAUACACACUAGACUCGCACUCUCGCUCCUACCCCUCCUUCGACCCACACAUCACCCUCGCCACCUUUGAUGUUCUCCCAUCCUCAUUCAACCUCGACGCCAUCCCCCUCGACAAUCUCAGCCGGCCCGUGGCGUCCUUUGACUCGAUAAAAUGCGGAAACAGCUACCUUGGCGCCCUCUCUAUCAGGAUCUCCCAAUCCAGCAAGCUGAUGCGCCUCCACGAAGCAGUCACCAGGCACCUCAGUACUCUGAACAUUCAAUGGAAGAGCCGUAGCUUCCCUCACAUGUCGCUCUUUUACGUUGACGAGCCGGAUGAGCGAAAACGCCUCGAGGCCGAGCUCAAAAGCAGCGGGCGGAUCCAAUCGUACGACGGGGGCAGAUGCCUGAAGUUGACCGCCAACCCAACCAGCACACAAUCAGCACAAGUGAAGAGAUUUACUGGGGCAGAGAUUUGGUUGGUCGACUGCACGUCGCGUUCGGUGAAGCAGUGGUGCAUGAUGAAGAAGAGAUCUUUGGUCUUCCCCGCUUCCCGGCCACCACCACCAAAGAAGACAGCCCCGAAGAAGCGGACAGCCGCACAUACUACCCCCCACAAAAGACGUGCUCACCCUGAAUAUCUCGCUGUGCCACCUAAACCUCGCCACCACCGCCGCCGACCUACCUCUCCUAAUCGCCUGUUUACAAGUCAGUCCCAACGCAGCUCUUCAAAGUACAGGACGUUCAAAUGCGGCGUGUGCAAGGAUGAUACUUCGUCAAUUGAUUGUAGCAUGCCUCUAAACACCACGAAACCAAUGAGUUAUUUCCUCGACGACUUCCACCAGAAUUUCCUGUAUUACAAUAUGACUCGAGAGCAUAUUAGUAGGAGGAUUACGUUCAAGGAAGGAACGUACGAGAGACUUGGGCACUCUUAUAAUUUAAGCCCCAUCUUCUUUGAAGGAAUAGUAACACGCGAAAAGAGAGCAAUGGCUAAGAAAAUUUGAUAAGUGUCGGGAUUCCAAACCCAGUCACCACCCAGUGAUGGAGUCAGGCCGAAGAGAGCUGAGAUCGAAAAGAUCAUAUAUAGUAUUGUCUCGCCGCUCGUGAAGCUCGCGAGUGACUAGCGAAGUCAGAGUAUUUAAAUUUGAAUUCAUUUCCUACACACGGCACGUGGAUGCGAAUUAGCGGCUCUCGGUAUUACAAAACCUUGACGUUGUUACUUGAAAAAAAAAAAACAUAGACUGAGUUCGUCUAGAACUCUUCGCUAAAAUUAAAGAG